Molecule: messenger RNA, 648 nt
Organism: Racocetra fulgida
Lineage: Eukaryota; Fungi; Glomeromycota; Glomeromycetes; Diversisporales; Gigasporaceae
Source: the annotation of a GenBank genome assembly
GUGAUCACUCAAAUCGAAAAUGAAGUUAAUGCAGAACUGCGCAAAGUACAUGAUGUGGAUAUUAUAGAACUUGAAUUGCCACGUAUAAAGGCCGAGGGCAAGAAACGUGAUAAAAUUUUUGAAACGAUCCAUAAUAUUUUUAAUGCUGAAAUUGUUGACAAUAAAUUAUUCAUCAAAGUGGAAGUACAUAAGAAAGUGGUGUAUUCGCUUGAUCAACAACUUCCAACUUGGUGGAAUCAGAUUGAUUAUCGACCUGACGUAGGUGGUUGGAACCCUAAACCAGCACUUAAUCAAAGAGUUUUUCCUAUAAUUAAUCCAUGUGACCUACUGUAUGAUAAUUCUGGGGAUUGUGAUAAUGCUAUAAAUAAAGUCGCACGCGUUCAACCCCACUGUCCGACCACAGAAUUUGUAAUCGUCGUUGUUCCGGCUACUGAAACCCCCCUUCCAGCAAAUUCAAAUCCAGGCACCGGUUCAGUUGCGGCAACACCCAAAACGGCUCGUCCAUCUCGUGCUCCAUAUCUUGGACAUUUGUCCGCGGGAAAUAUUAUUACUGCAAUUCAAUGGUACAAGAUAAAAUGGAAUAGGCAUCUUGUAUUAGGAUGUGGAGCGAAUAUAGUUUUUAAUGAUAUACUUGAAGUCUAUACAUAA